Messenger RNA from Nematostella vectensis (starlet sea anemone), 3804 nucleotides. RefSeq names its product zinc finger MYND domain-containing protein 11. Gene Ontology annotation, molecular function: transcription corepressor activity; protein binding; DNA binding. NCBI's taxonomy places the organism in Eukaryota, Metazoa, Cnidaria, Anthozoa, Actiniaria, Edwardsiidae. Gene Ontology annotation, biological process: regulation of transcription elongation by RNA polymerase II. The transcript is spliced from 9 exons. The record is from RefSeq and is a predicted model, not a curated record. The coding region runs from base 295 to 2325 and encodes 676 amino acids.
ACGGUGACUCAACUUAAACGCCUCGCACGUCUUGGCUCGUCAAUAGCUCAGAUACAACGUCUUCUUGAAAACCAUCUUCAAAGAACUAGCAAAUAUUUCCUGAAAAAAGUUUUAUAAAACUUGUGUUACGUUCGUCACGUCAUCGGCACGAAAUCGGAAACCACCGAAGGCUGGUGACCUGCGCAGUGACGGGUUAUUUUGCCGCAUGGAAUAAAGGAAAACCCUCGAAAAAGCGCCAACUCGAGAAGGAACACGGAAUCGACGGGCUUCUUGCCUUGGUGGGUCGAUUUUUCCAUGGCUAAAGUUUGUGUCAGAAGGUAUUCAGAUCCCGAAUUCGUGAGAGCUAUCAAGGAAGCAAUCGGUAAAAUCACCCACCAAAAACAAUGUCCGAACGAAGAUAGAAUCGUGCGAAUUCUACAGGGCGAGUACGAGUGGGGCAAAGGAGAAAUUUUAAAGCAACUAAAACUUGCAGUUAAGGAUGGGUUUCUGAAUCAAGUAACAACUACGUCAAACCACGGAAGUACUAAGGGGAUCCCACAGACUGCUUUCCGUUUAAACCAAGAGAAUGGAACGGAACCAAUAAAGGACACACAUGACUGGUACUGCUGGCGGUGCCACCGUCCAGGUGAGGUCAUCUUAUGUGACUUCUGCCCACGAGUUUUCCACAAACGAUGUGCACGUGAUGGGGCCAUGUCCGCCAGCAAGUGGAGGUGUCCUUCAUGCCAGCCAGAAAAUGUGCCAGAACUGAUGGCUAGUAAGUCUACUGAUGAGCUUUCCAAGAUGCUGAAGUUUACACUGGAAAGAAUGAAAGAAAAGGCCAAAGAUUUUUUACAACCAUUCUGUUUGGAGAAGUACGAUGACUAUCUACAGUUUGUGAUCAAACCAGUGGAUCUUAGCUUGCUUGAAAAGAAUGUACGCAAGAAGCAUUACAAGACAGCUAAACAGUUCCGUGAGCAUGCUCAGUGGAUUCUUCACAACGCCAUUAUAUAUUUUGGAGAGGAUAGGGAACUCACCGAGUUGGCAGAGGCAAUCAUGGAGGACUGCGACGGGGAGCUCGAGGAGAUGGUCCGAUGUCCCGACUGCUACAUUCAGUCCAAUGUUCGGUCUGUUAACUGGUUCUGCAAGCCAUGCUUCUUCCCGCAUGAGCUUGUCUGGGCAAAGAUGACGGGCGAGCCGCCAUGGCCGGCCAAGCUUCUAACCUGGAGCGAUGACCAGACCCGGGCCCUCGUGCGCUUCUUUGGCAGCGCGCAUCAAAGAGCCUGGGUAGGAAGUAAAAAUGUCAAGCCCAUCGCGUGCAAACCGGAAGUGAAGAAAAGAUCGCAGCGAUGGCUGCAGGCGAUUGACGAAAUGAAGGAAUACCAGAAACAACUGCGAAAACUUUACCCCGAUAGCAGCAGAGAUAAAGAGAUCUCAUCUAAUAAAAAGAAUGCAUUAUUCAUUGACACUGAGACACAAACCGAUGCCAUGGCUUCUAUCAGUAAUGGCGAAAAUGUCAAGAACAAGGAAACAGAGCAGAUAGCGAACAACAAGGAAAUGGUGACGAGGAUAGGCGAGAUGGAAACCAAUCAUAGCAAAGCAGUACAGAACCUAGAGGCAAAACUCGGACAGGUGAAACAGCAUAACGAGUGCCUGAGCACGAGAUAUACGCAGCAAAAUAGCGAACUUCGUGCUCAAAUUAAAUUGUUGGAGGAGCAUUUGAAAUCCGCUACAAACGCUCUUAAAAACGAGAUGACCAGAUGCAAAGAACUUGAGAAGGAUUUGUGUCAGAGAGAACAGGAAUGUGCGGCACUAAAGUGCGAACUUACGCAGCAGACAACAGGGCAAAAUGGCACCCAGAAUAACAAACGUUCUUACGAGGCAAUAGUGAAGGACCAGACAGGAACAAUCAUGCACUUGCAAGCUGCUUUAGAGAAGGAGAGGCAGGAGAAACAAAAAGUCUUGCUCGACUCUUUGUCGCCCGAUUCUCAGAAAUCCCGCGAACGUGAGAUACAGCAAGCCGUCAAACGGGCAGUGAACAAAGAGAGGCUCGAAAAAGAGCGCGCCAUCGACGAUGCCGUUAAGCGAGCGGCGGAGAAAUAUAGACAAGACAGAGACAGGCAUUUACAGCAGGCUCUACAGAUGGCUAAAGACGAGGCGCAGAAAUCUCUACAAGAGGCGGUCGCGUUAGCUAAGCGCAAGCAGUGGUGUUCGUACUGCAACAACGAGGCGUUCUAUCCUUGCUGUUGGAACACUAGUUACUGCACGGUGGAGUGUCAGAAGGCACAUUGGUGCUCGCAUAGGUUUCAUUGUAUGAGACUCGCUUGUAAUUGUGGUAAGAACUGCUAAGAUCAGCUUCGCUUUUUAUUUGCUAGUAUAACUUUCGAACUCUCGAAAAGUACGGAAGCAUUCGCGAUUACCACCGACGAACUACCGAAUAGUACCGAAGCCUUCGCGAUUAUAACCGACGAAGUUCCGAAUAGUAACGAAGCUCUUCCAAUUAUCGCUGACGAACUCCUGAAUAGCAACGAAGCAUUUUCAAUUAUCGCCGACGAACUCCCGAAUAGUAACGAAACAUUUUCAAUUAUCGUCGACGAACUCCCGAAUAGUACGGAAGCAUAUUCGAUUAUCACCAUUAAACUAUACCGACGAACUGACGAAUUCUCAAAUAGUGCCAGUUUAUGUUCUUAAUUGUACCGAGUAAAGCCCGAAAAUUUCCGAUCAGCUGUCGAAUAGUACCCGACAAGUCCUUGACUAGUAACGAGUGGUCGCGACGUUGCAUAGUUGUUCACAAAAUGAGCAACUCGCGAUUUCUAGUAAUUUCCAGUCGUAUAGAUUUCAACCUAUGCAAUUUAACCAUGGAUUUCCAUUUUAAACGCCUUCUUGCAAGCUAAACCCAAAAGCGGUUUUUGCCAAAAUAUUAACUGUGUGGUUUUAAUCCCAGUUACGUCUACAGUUCACGAAGCAGGCGUUUUUUAGGUGUUGUUGUUGUUCAUGGAUUUGGUAACGUUAUACUGAUGCUCACAAGGUUUCAAUAUGCCGUUCAUUCAUACGUAUUUCUGCCAUGUAUUAGAAGCCACUGCCACAGCAACACUCAACGUCACGUGAUUUUACGCGUGAUUUUACAUUUCCUGGGCGAUUCAAACUUUAUUGUGUCGCUAAUGCUAAGUUCAAACAUCGUAUUAUCCAUAAGCCGUAUUCAAUGCAAAUGCAUGCAAAUGAAGAUAAAACAAUCGCCUCGAUUUAUUUGCCUGUUUAAUUCUCUAUGGCUAAGUUCAAUCGUUGUAUCAUCUAUCUAUCUUAUUUAAAAAAUGAGGCAAGUCAAUUAUUUCACCUUCAUUUGCAUGCAUUUGCAUUAAAUACGGCUCAUUUAUAAUACGACUUUUGAACUUAGCAUAAGAUAGACUACAGAUGCUAAUUAAGAUAUUAUUAUUAAUAGUUAGGUUUAUAGAACGUAAUAGUUCUAAUAAGCCCUCGUUGGCCUUUUUGUGUCUUCAAAGAGGGGCUUAUUUCAAAAUAUCUUUUCGCUUUCGCUUAUUUCAAAAUGUCAAAUUUCGACCUUAGGUAUUUCUUGGUCUCUCGGAUGAUAUAAACUACAUUAACAACGGCAUUGGGUGCACCUUUACAUUUAAACCAAACAAGAAAACUUGUAGCAUCAUUUCUAUGAUUUUAAGGGGAAGAGAGAAUGCUGGCUCUAAUGGGGAAGGGGGGAGAGAGGCUGGAGCUUAAUAGAGCUUUUACUAGAAUUAAACUUCGAGCGUGCGCGGUUUAUUGUGGAUUUUUCUUAAUUACAAUUGGAAUAAAGCAAAAUAUGUAUAUUUAAAAUAA